AUGUCGGCGCCGAACGACGGCUACGGCCAAUAUCCCUCGCAACAGGAGCCCUACGCCGACCAGCCUCAGGAUGGCUACGACGCACAGGGAGCCCAAGCUCCUCAGUCUGCUACCGCCGACCACGGCAAGAAGAAGAAGAGGGGGUAUGCCUCCCAGGCCUACGAGUUUGGAGCCGGUGCCAAUUCCGCUGGCGGCGCGCCUGCCCAAGCGCAAGCUGCUCCGUAUGGCAUGCCGCAACCUCAGGUCCCGUCCUAUGGAGGCUAUACCCAGCCAGAUGCCCAACCCGCCGCCGCAGCUUAUGGCUCUCCCCAGCCGCAGCAGUACGGCAUGCCGCAACCCGCCGCCGCCCAGGCCGGAGGCUAUGGCGGAUAUCAGGCCCCCGAUGCCGGGUACCCUGCCCCUGGCGGCGCUCCUGCCGCCCCCGGGGUCGCUGGCCUCAACCAGCAGAUGGCCGGCAUGAACCUCGGCGGUAACCCUCAGCAGCCGCCCCCUGGCCAGCCGGCCGGUACCCGCCCUGUGGCCCUGAACCAGCUUUAUCCGACCGACCUGAUGAACCAGCCAUUCAACGUCGCCGAGCUGGACCUGCCUCCUCCCCCCAUCGUCCUUCCUCCCAACACCAGCGUUACCCCCUCUCCCGAUGCGAACUGUGGCCCCAAAUACGUCCGCUCUACGCUCAAUGCUGUUCCAACAACACACUCUCUCUUGAAGAAGUCGAGAUUACCUUUUGCCCUUGUCAUCCAGCCUUACGGUGCUCUUCAUGACAGCGAGGACCCAGUUCCCGUUGUGCAGGACCAGGUUAUCGCGCGUUGCCGAAGAUGCCGAACAUACAUCAACCCUUUCGUCACCUUCCUCGAUCAUGGCCACCGCUGGCGCUGCAACAUGUGUAACCUGACUAACGACGUGCCUCAAGCUUUCGACUGGGAUGCUGCUUCACAAAGGAGCUCCGACCGGUGGGGUCGUUACGAGCUCAACUACUCCGUCGUUGAAUUCGUGGCGCCUCAGGAGUACAUGGUUCGCCCACCCCAGCCGCUCGUGUACCUGUUCCUUUUCGACGUCAGUUAUGCCGCGGUAUCUACCGGCCUCCUCGCUACCAGCGCCCGCACCAUUCUCGACAGUCUCGACAGAAUACCUAACGCUGAUCGUCGGACUCGCCUUGGAUUUAUCGCCGUGGACUCCAGCCUUCACUAUUUUUCCGUUCCCAAGGACGGCGAGGAGAACGCCGAGACCAACAUGUUGGUUGUCAGCGAUCUUGAGGAACCGUUCUUGCCCGUGCCGCAGGACUUGUUGGUGCCGCUGACCGAGAGCCGCCAGAGCAUCGAGAGCUUCCUGACCAAGCUGCCUGAGAUGUUUCAGAGCAACCAGAAUAACGGCUCUGCUAUGGGAUCUGCUCUUAGAGCUGGUCACAAGCUGAUCUCCGCUCUCGGUGGAAAGAUCGUCGUACUCAGCGCUUCGCUGCCCAACGUUGGCGUUGGCAAGUUGGAUAUGCGCGAGGACAAGAAGCUGCUGGGCACGAGCAAGGAGAGCAGUCUGCUUCAGACGGCUAACAGCUUCUACAAGAGCUUCGCCGUCGAGUGUUCUAAGAACCAGGUCUCGAUCGACAUGUUUCUCUUCUCCUCGCAGUAUCAGGAUGUCGCGUCUCUGAGCAACCUGCCGAGAUACACUGGAGGACAAACCUGGUUCUACCCAGGCUGGAACGCCGGUCGUCCGGAGGAUGCCAUCAAGUUUGCUUCCGAAUUCAGUGACUACUUGUCAUCGGAAAUCGGCUUGGAGGCAGUGCUUCGCGUUCGUGCCACUACGGGUCUGCGCAUGAACGCCUUCUAUGGCAACUUCUUUAACAGGAGUUCGGAUCUCUGCGCAUUCCCCGCGUUCCCUCGCGACCAGUGUUACGUUGUCGAGGUUGCCAUCGACGAGAACCUGACCAAGAAUGUUGUAUGCCUGCAGACUGCGGUUCUUCACACCACAUGCAACGGAGAGCGUCGUAUCCGCGUCAUGACGCUUGCUCUGCCGACCACCACAAACCUCGCCGAUAUCUACGCUUCGGCAGAUCAGCAAGCGAUCACCACAUACUUCAGUCAUAAGGCGGUCGAGCGCGCCCUGAGUGGUGGCUUGGAAGCUGCCCGCGACUCUCUUCAAAACAAGCUGAUCGAGCUUUUGCAGACUUUCAGAAAGGAGCUUGCAGGCGGCAGCAUGGGAGGUGGCUUACAGUUCCCUUCCAACCUUCGCGGUCUUCCCAUUCUCUUCUUGGGCCUCAUGAAGAACGUUGGCCUACGCAAGUCGGCGCAGAUCCCGUCAGACCUACGGUCAGCUGCCCUCUGCCUGUUGUCAACACUUCCCGUCCCCCUCCUGAUGCAGUACAUUUACCCCCGUCUCUACUCCCUGCACGACAUGCCCGACAACGCAGGUGUGCCCGAUCAGGAGACGAGCCAGAUCGCGCUCCCGCCACCAUUGAAUCUCUCGUCGGAACGUUUUGUUCCUUACGGCUUGUACCUCAUUGAUGACGGCCAGACCCAGUUCUUGUGGGCUGGCCGAGAUGCUGUGCCGCAGCUCUUGAACGACGUGUUUGGAGUUGACGACAGGACCCAGUUGCGGGUUGGCAAGGGUGCAUUGCCGGAGCUGGAGAACGAUUUCAACGAGCGGGUACGGGCGGUUGUCCACAAGAGCCGGGAUCACCGUUCCAAGGGAGUUGGCAGCAUCAUUCUGCCCCACCUCUAUAUUGUCCGAGAAGACGGAGAGCCGAGCCUUAAGUUGUGGGCGCAGACAUUGCUAGUUGAAGACCGGGCGGAUCAGGGUAUGAGUGCCGCGCAAUGGCUCGGAAUCCUUAGAGAAAAGUGCUACGUCUGGCAGGUUGUGACUUAA
This is a messenger RNA of Colletotrichum higginsianum IMI 349063, 2856 nucleotides long. Its product is annotated as Sec23/Sec24 trunk domain-containing protein. Gene Ontology annotation, molecular function: zinc ion binding; SNARE binding. Gene Ontology annotation, cellular component: endoplasmic reticulum exit site; COPII vesicle coat. NCBI's taxonomy places the organism in Eukaryota, Fungi, Ascomycota, Sordariomycetes, Glomerellales, Glomerellaceae. The transcript is spliced from 3 exons. Gene Ontology annotation, biological process: COPII-coated vesicle cargo loading; endoplasmic reticulum to Golgi vesicle-mediated transport; intracellular protein transport. The coding region runs from base 1 to 2856 and encodes 951 amino acids. The record is from RefSeq and is a predicted model, not a curated record.